Molecule: messenger RNA, 5253 nt
Organism: Lethenteron reissneri (Far Eastern brook lamprey)
Lineage: Eukaryota; Metazoa; Chordata; Hyperoartia; Petromyzontiformes; Petromyzontidae
Product: NXPE family member 4-like
Source: RefSeq, a predicted model, not a curated record
GUGCUUUCUUUUUUAAACGCCACCGAAGUCUUAACGUGACGAUUUAAUGUUCUGUUACAGAGACCAGGUGAUGUCUCGGCUAAAAGGGUAAGACGCCACGAACAACCCCCAGAAGAGCGGAGGUUGUACGCAGCUUGGACAAGACCGUGCAUGGGACAUUUGAUUGAUUUCGCGUCAACAAGACAACGUUACAGCAAGCAGGGGCGAGAGCACUCGGGACAUCGACGAGGGUCGUCAGGGGGUGCUUCACAGCCGGAAUUAACUUCAGUGAACCGCACAGGCGAGACACUCAACCGUGUCGAGUCCAUUCAGUAUAACUGAAACCCGUAUUACCAUGCAGCGGAUUCGCCUCUGCUCAAAUGUCUACAAUGCAGUGAACUCUGGGUAGGGAAAAGACCAUGAACUUCCAUUGAUGUUCAUAACGCCGCCAAGAAACGAUUUAAAACCACAUACAUUUUGGAAGUAAAAAAUGCCUUCUUUAAAAGCAAAUCUUACAAUAAGUUUUGUCAUCUGUGCAAUAUUAACCACUUGGUUUAAACUCUAUAAGACAUCGACCAUUAAAAAUGUACCACCAAAACUUCACUACCAAAAUAAUAAAUUACAAUUUCUCCCCAAUAAAGAUGAAAUUAACAGCAGCCCAACGACGAAUAUCCCUAUAACAACAAAGCGCCCAAUUCUCAUUUCAACCAACAUCACUUGUUCUACGUCUUUUAAGAACAGCCGAAUCACAAUAUUAAACGGAGGAGAACCUCACACCGUUGGAGACACACUCCAUGUUGAAGUGGCAAUGUAUGACUUUGCGAACAGAAGGAAGCUCUACGGUGGGGAUUUCCUCCUCGCUCGGAUUUUCAGCCCAAGCCUUGGGGCUGCGUCUUCUGGCGUGGUGACUGACCUUGGCAAUGGUGUGUACGAUGUGAGGUUCACGUUCUUCUGGCCAGGAGACAGCAGUCUGGCCUUCACGCUCGUGCACUCCAGUGAGGCCGUGAGCGUGCUGGACAGAGUCCGAGAUACCAUUCCAGAUAAAGUCACUUUCCUGGGGACUUUUGUCAGUGGGAAGUCAAGAGAAGUAACUUCAUGCCACACUUUUCUCAACACAACGAAGCAGGUCUGUGAUUAUACGGACACGCAUUUAAAUGAACCAUGGAAGUGUGAAAAGCCAAGUGAACUUCCUUGUUCAGCUCUUCUCACUAUUAAGUCGUAUAACAAGUACCGAAACGUAUUUAAUGAAGAGGAAUCGAAGUUCUUUACAAGUGAUCGCAUAUGGGUAUCGAAACAACUUGCGUACAAUGUACGAGUUGCUCCAGCAAAUGGUUCAUUUGAAAGCAGUUUUGAAGAUUGCGCUAUGGGUUUUGGAAAUCCAAACCCCAGUGGGUAUUACCUGAGAAAUACGUGGCAAUCUACGUAUUGCAAAACGAAGCAGUUCAAUUCGCCAUUAUCUGUAUUGAACUGCUUGAAAGGGAAAAACGUAAUUCUACUUGGCGAUUCUACCAUAAGGCAGUGGUGGGAAUAUCUAGUUAGUUUCAUCAAAGAUUUACACGUUAUCGAUCUUCACAAACCUGGAAAGCAUCAACCAAAAAAAGCUGUCAAUGAAAGCUACGACGUCACAUGGCAAUGGUUUUGCCACAGCUACCCGUUCAUUGCAUCGGCAGACACUUAUCCAGAAGACCUCAAAUAUGUCGCGAAUCGAAUUGAUAACAUCACCGGUGGGAGCGACACUGUCCUAGGAAUCUGCCUCGGCGCUCAUUACACGCCCUUCCCUCUGCAUGUGUUUGAAACGAGAAUGCGCAACAUUAAAGCGGCGGUAGAAAAACUCCUGAUUCGAAGUCCUGAAACGAAGGUCAUCGUUAAAUUAGCGAACACACGAGAAAAUUAUGGCGUGGAAAUAUUAAACAACUGGGGCACAUUUAGAAUAAAUCAAAUCCUUUUGGAAGUGUUUAAAAACAUGAAGGUUGCAUUUGUAGAUGCGUGGGAUAUGACAGCUGUGCUUAAUUCUGCUCAGAUUCACCCGAAUCCUUUAAUCGUAAAAAAUCAAAUAAAUACUUUUUUUUCUUUUAUUUGCUAAUAUUGGGUCAUUCCUACGAGAUCCAUAACGGAAUCGUUCUGGCCCUGGUUCAUUGACACAUAAUGAUGAUCCUACUUAAAAUAUAAUGCAAAUAUAUUACAUACAAUGUUUACAUAAUAUGUAGCAAAUAAGCAUUUCAAUUCUUGGUUCUUUCGGUAAAGUCACGUAGAAGGGAAAUAAUAAAAUAAAACAUUAUAAAAUACAAUUCUCACGACGUGAAAAUGAGCAUUUCUUAAAAUAUGUAUCUUGUUCAUUGCUCAAACCACUGUUUUGAAUAACUUUUAGAGGUUUUGGUAUCCAUCCGGGUGUGUCUGUGGCAGAGUGCUUGACUAAGAUGCAGGAGGAUGGUUCAAAUUACGUAUUUAUUUUUUUACGAGGGAUGGACUUAUCCCCCUAUAUGUCCAGUAUUCUUAAAUGGUUUUGCCUCCUCGUUAGGUUGAUACAUGCUAUCGCUACGUGGAAAUUUCACCACUGACUCAGAGAUGGCAAUGCAGAAGAGCACCACUGAAUGUUUUUUUUCUUGGUGACGCUGACACUUAAGGUUUCGGACACAACAUUCACUAUGAUGUAUAUAAUCGUGUAAUAACUUUUGUUCUGGUGGGUGUUCUAGUGCAGACUAAAACGUCCGACAUCCAACGAACUUCAACUCAAUCCCAUUCUGCUCCCUAGAAUUCCAGCUAUAAACGGUGGCGAGAUGUUAAAUACCUCGCCUGGUAUGCAGGAAGUUGUGGGUUCGAUUCUGACCCUAACGCCUGUGUAUUUUGAGUUUGCAUGUUCUCCCCGUGGUCGUGUGGACUUUUAUCCGGAUGAUAAGACACUUCGUUGAGCGAUCAUUUGUGGCCAGGUCGCUUCAGAAAACGAGCUAUAUAGCUCCGUGGACCUUAUCUGGUGAAAUAAAAUAGUAAACCUUUGUAAACAGCUCUUUGAUUGGUGUAGACCUACUGCCGGUUACGGAGACCUCUCCCACAUUAACAUUAGCUGCCCCGCCCAUCUCUAAACCUUCAUAAACAGCCUGCCUCAGCAGCUUUCCCACUGUUAUUUCACCUGAUGACGAUUGCUUGUGUUGCAAUCGAAACGUUGUGACAUUUGUAUUCUUUUUUUCUAUCUACGUGGCUUUACCGAAAGACCCAAAGAAUAUGAAUAAAAAAAUUGUCAAACUAAUGUCAACAAAGGAAUAAACUGGAAAUGCAUUGAACUUGAUAGCACUCAAUUUUCUUCGUGGUUUCCAAGACUCAUUAUUCACCUCCAGAUCUAGAACAAGAUUUUAUAUGUUAACAUAGAAUAUAAGGAAAGACUCGGCUGUAAAGUGGCCAAAGCCAUGCAUCUUUUGUUAAGCCUUCAUCUCAAGAGGUAAUGUUAAUUAUAAAAAAAAACUCUAUCCGCACGACUUAUACAUAAUUACCUCCACAUGAGCUGCAUUUUGUGUUUCUAGAUUUUAAGCUUUCGUGACUGCAAGGAUUCAUAUUCUUAGGUUUUUUCGGUAAAGUCACGUAGGUAUUUUAUUUUAUUUUACUUUUAUUAAUUUAAAUUUUUUACCUACGUGACUUUACCGAAAAAACCUAAGAAUAUUUUGUGUUUCGUUUGUUGUCCUUCCCCGCACCUCUGAUUAGCACGGUUUGCGACAUACGGUGACAGGGAUAAGGAGAGGGGGGGCUGGGUGAGGGGCCGGGGGUUAAGAGUGGGCGUCGGCAGGAUUGAAGGAAGGAGGGAGACGUGUAUGAUGGAGAUGUAAAUGAAGGACUGGAAGAGUAACCCAAGGUGAUUAGUGGUACUACUGUCCUAUCAUGCUGUUAAUAAAAAAUAAAGGUGUACUUGGUUGUGUGUGUACUCUAGUUUAAUGUGACUAGUUCAUGCCGAGGUAAGUGGUGGUUGGCCGUCUUGUGUUCAUUGAUUGGACAAGGUGAAUUCAUGUGAUUAGAGUAAAAUAAAUUCCGAUUUAAAGCUUUCCUAACUUCAGGGAUUCAUCUUCUUGGUUCUUUCGGUAAAGUCACAUAGAAGGGCAAUAAUAAAAUGUCGGAAAGAUAGCGUCAUUGGGACGCUCUCUUUCCGACAGUUCUGUUUCUUCACUUGAGGACGGCUGCUUGUGUUGUGGCCGAAACGUCGCGAUAAUUUUUAUUUUAUCAUGUUAUAUUUUUUAUUAUUUUAUAAUUUCCCUUCUACGUGACUUUAGAGUAAAAUAACCCACGACCACCCCCAUGGGAUGGUUCUAUCAGGUAUCUCGAAGUCUCAAUUUACUCAAUCUGGGAAAGUGGAUAUUACUUGGUGUGGCUAUUGUAUAAGCACAGAACAUGCCGCCAAAGUCACCAUCAUGCUAAAUAAUAAUAAUCUUCAUCUGCCAAUAUUUCCAUUGCGUUUCCCCGUCUCAUCCAAAGCCGCAUUAACAACCCAGGCAAUGAGGUACCGUUUACAAAUGUUUUUAUUUUCACAAACCGCCGACCAAAUGCACCAUCUACGCAACAUUCCGACGUCGACUGCUGCCUCAUUGAGUUGAUUUGAAACAAAAAUAAACUUGUCAUACAGAUCUGUGCGUGUGGGACAAACUUGAGUCAUACGGCCAACUCUUGCUCCGGGCGCACCUGACUCGUCCAUAAGCCCGCAGAUGCUCGCUGUUGCGGCAAUUGGGCUCGGAAUGCGAUUCGGCCAGUACCGGGUUAAGCUAGUGCGGGGCCCUAAAUAAAAACAUAAAUAUGAAACACAAUUGGUUAACUUGCAGUAGACCGGGAUGUUGUGUGGAUGUCGCAUGCGGGCGGCGCUUUGGGUUUGAUGUUAUGGACCACAGGCGUAGUUCGGCGUUUCUUUGAUCUUCAACGUGUGCGAGGCGUCACGCGCAUCUCACACGUCGCGAUCGAGCACGGGUUUAGCGAGGUACGUCGUCGUUGUGAGAGAGAGAGGGAGAGAGCCCGGUGCUUCUUACAGUCGGACCUUCCAAUGAAGGUGUUUGCCACGUCUACGACCGCCCACGAUUCUACCCAGGGAGUGGCCCAUGCCGCGUGGCAAUUACAUUCCUGUUUUUGUUAAAACGUUGGACCAAGGAAUGCUCUUUGUUCGGGGCGGUCACGCCUCGCCUUCACGAGAGCAAACCGUCACACAAUGCAUCGGCAGCAACAUUUUUUCUCAUUUAACGUUUCAUAUAAAUGCGUUUAUUUUGUAACAUUUAACACGUAGGCUUCGCGACCAAUAUUAUUCAUAAU